CACCACUCAAAAAAUUAAGGAUAAGGGACUUUUACUAAAAAAAAAAUUAGAUAGGAUAAGGUACUCGCGUGUCCCUGGUCGUCCGUUCUCCGCCCAGCAAGCGCUGCGCCGGCGCUGCCAUGAUGGUCGCUUCCGUCGUGCCCUCUCCGCUGGCUGGUCCUGCACUCGCGAGGCCUGGCCGCACGCGUCUCCUUCCGCCCUGCGACCUGCCGGCCGGCUCCUCUUUGCAAUCGGCCAGCGGCUGCCGCAUCGCCCGCGGCGGCGCACGGCGCCCGCAGCACAUCUCGUUCGCAGCCGGAGGAGGCGCAGAGGGUGACGCUUUUGUCGUAGAAGGCGCGACGAAUGUGAAGUUCUCCAGGGAGCUAACUGUUCCGGGCCACAAAGAGCCUCUGAUCAUCCUCGGCACAGGUUACAGAGACAAGUUCUUCGUCAAGGUAUACGCCGCAGCGUUCUAUGUGGAUAUCUCCAUCGGACUCGAUACCGAGCAAUGGAGAAAAAAGGUUGGCCUCGAGACUUUUGAUGCUUCCUCUGGUUUUGACUCCAUUUUUAAAGCACCGGUUGUGAAAUCUCUGAAUAUAACUCUAGUUAGAGACGUUGAUGGCAAGACCUUUGUGAAGGCUUUGGAUGGCGUUAUAGCUCGCCGGAUUCAGAAACGGACCGAUGAGGAAGAAUCUUCACUGUCGGCUUUCCGGAACAGCUUUCUAGGGCGCAAUCUCAAAAAGGGAACAACCAUCUAUUUAACUUGGUUGGAACCCUCAAGAAUGCUGGUCUCGGUUUCGACCGACCAAGGUCCAUCCCAAGUCGACGUUGAGGUCAAAUCAGCUACUGUCAAUUAUGCUCUAUAUGAUGGCUUCUUCGGCAGCUCUCCCGUAUCCCCCACUUUGAGAUCUUCCACUGCUCAGCUGCUAGAAGCUAUCCUUACAAAGUGACGUGCAGAGCAGGAUCAAUGUAUAUAUGGUCCCUCAAGACAAAGUCCAGAGUGAUGAAUCAAUGAAUACUAUAGCAGUUUUCUUGGA
Aegilops tauschii subsp. strangulata is the source of this 1016-nucleotide messenger RNA. RefSeq names its product fatty-acid-binding protein 3, chloroplastic. Gene Ontology annotation, biological process: fatty acid metabolic process. Lineage: Eukaryota; Viridiplantae; Streptophyta; Magnoliopsida; Poales; Poaceae. The record is from RefSeq and is a predicted model, not a curated record. Gene Ontology annotation, molecular function: intramolecular lyase activity; fatty acid binding. Gene Ontology annotation, cellular component: chloroplast stroma.